Messenger RNA from Phytophthora infestans T30-4, 1635 nucleotides. Its product is annotated as folate-Biopterin Transporter (FBT) family. The record is from RefSeq and is a predicted model, not a curated record. Gene Ontology annotation, molecular function: transmembrane transporter activity. NCBI's taxonomy places the organism in Eukaryota, Oomycota, Peronosporomycetes, Peronosporales, Peronosporaceae. Bases 1 to 1635 code for a protein of 544 amino acids. The transcript is spliced from 3 exons. Gene Ontology annotation, biological process: transmembrane transport.
AUGGCAGGACCAACAAAGAAUCCUGAGUCUGCGGUACGAUUGUCGUUGAUCAGUGCCAAUUCGCAACCAAAAGACUUGGAAGAAGGAGACUAUGUCGGUGUCAAGACUCCAGAGCAGAGUGGAUACUCGGAUCAUGGCGCUCUACGUCCUGGAGGUGAUCCGACCAUUACGAGCAGAGCCAACAUUGGACUGUUGUAUCAGUACGCAGUUGUGGGCUUCAUCUCCGGUGUACUUCCGUCCACGAUCUACCCGCUCCUUCAGAUGUACCUGAAUUUGUCGCUUCCUUCCAGCUUCAAGGUGUUUUUCGGAAUCCUCUCGGAUUGCUUCCCCAUCUUCGGCAACCGACGUCGUCCGUACAUGGUCAUCGGAUGGUCUAUCUCAGUGGCCAUGCUUCUCGUGAUGGCAUGCAUGCCCAUUGGCGAUCCGUACUAUACGGAAGCUUCGGAUCGCUACAUCGAAGCUCGAAUCAACUACGACGCUCCGUCCGAAGCAGGUAAAUACGUCAUUCUUAUGUUCUUCGCCGCAGUUGGGUACGUUCUCUCGGACGCGAGUGCCGACGCGAUUAUGGCAGGUUUGGCUCAACAAGAGUCGUUUGCGAGACGAGGAAAACUUCAAACCAUGACGUACACAGUACAGACGUUCGUGACGGUGAUCAGCUACCUGCUUGUCGGCUUUUGCUUCAAUGGUGAGGAGUACGGUGGAAAUUUCGACUACUCGCUGAGCUUUCCCGAGCUUAUGGGGAUUCUUACAGUUCUCACAGCCCCGACAAUCCCAAUCACCUGGAUCUUCAUUAAGGAAGACCAACUGGAAGUACCUCCGGACUUAAAGGACUACAUGGUGGGCUUAUGGAACCAGAUCUGUAAGCGAGCAGUGUUCCAGGUCAUCGCAGCCUUGUUCUUCUACACUUUGAUCUGCAAUAUCUCGUACACAGCGUACUCGCCCAUUCAAUCGUACAUGGUGAACGUGACCCCCAUCAACAGCACGCUCGGAGACGCAUUGAGCUAUCUCUUCUACAUGUUCGGUAUGAUGGCUACAUCCAGAUGGGGUUUGCAUUGGAAUUGGCGAGUGAUGAUAAUCAUCACGGGCAUCAUCUUGAUCGUUAUCGACGGCACCUGCAACCUCCUCAUCGUCUGGAACGUGUAUCGCAGUCAAUGGUUUUGGCUCGGUCCGCCUAUUGUCGCCCAACUUCCCAAUGGUAUCAGCUUUAUGGUCAGUACCUUGGUGAUCGUAGAGCUUAUUGGUGAAGGUUACGAGGGCGCUAUGUACGGACUCAUGACUACGAUCUCGGGCAUCGCGUCUUCGUUUGCGACGUCGCUCACUGUCAUCAUCAACAACCCGUUCAAUAUCACCAACGAACGCGUGCAGGAGGACGAUCAUUCCAUUCACGUGGACAUCACAUACACGAUUAUUAUUGCAUACAGCGCGAUGGUUGUGUCUUGGAUCUUUCUGCUGUUGCUGCCCAAGCAGAAGCGAGAGACUCAAGAGCUCUUGCGGACUGGCGGAUCGAACAAGUUGCUGGGUGGACUCACGAUAUUUUACCUGUCCUUCUCGCUGGUGUGGGCUGUAAUGGUCAACGUCAUGGCCAUCUUCGAUAGCACUUCGUGUCUUGUGAUUGCUGGUGGGGACGGGUGCUAA